AUGAGGGCGCUGGGUGUCCUGCUGCUGCUGGCUGUUUUCUUGGUAUCAGCCCACGCUGCUCGAGAAUACCGCAUUGUUCCAGGGUUUGACAUCCCGGGCAAUGACAUCCGCUCCCCCGACGGCAAGACCCCCUACACCAAGGUGUGCACCCCCGCCGGCGGCUACAAGGGCAAGAUGGGCUACGACGCGUUCAAACAAUACUGCGAAGACACCCCAAAGUGCGUCGCCGCCGUCGCGCCGAGCGCCCCCGACGGCUGCGCGUACCUCAAGACCAAAGGCGUCAGGGCCGUCACCAAGGCCGACCCCAAGUGGGUGGUGGUGACGUCGGCGGAGAAGCCCCAGCGGCCGUGCGCCUUUUCGCAGCUGGGGGGCCCCUGCACGACCGACCCCUGGGUGGAGCUGCCGGUCUGCUGCGGGGGCAACAAGAACCCCUGCGUCAACGGCGUCUGCGUCAGCGGCUUUCCGUCGAACCCGGCGCCCACCAAGAGCCCCCGCGUGUACCGCUUUGUAUACCAGCACCUCAUCCAGGGCUACGACAUCCCCUCCCCCGACGGCAAGACCCCCUUCACGCGCGUCUGCACCCCACCCGGCGGCUACAAGGGCAAGACCGGCUACGACGCCCUGCAGCUGUACUGCGACGAGCACGCCAAGUGCGUCGCGGUCGUCGGCGACAAGGACCAGUGCGGCUACCUGAAGACCAAGGGCACCCGCGACGCCACCUCACCCGACCCCAACUUCUUCGUGCUGACGUCAGCGGAGAAGCCCCAGCGGCCGUGCGCCUUCUCGCAGCUGGGGGGCCCCUGCACGACCGACCCCUGGGUGGAGCUGCCGGUGUGCUGCGGGGGCAACAAGAACCCCUGCGUCAACGGCGUCUGCGUCAGCGGGUACCCCUCUGGCCACUGA
Messenger RNA from Monoraphidium neglectum, 903 nucleotides. RefSeq lists its product as hypothetical. The record is from RefSeq and is a predicted model, not a curated record. The transcript is spliced from 3 exons. NCBI's taxonomy places the organism in Eukaryota, Viridiplantae, Chlorophyta, Chlorophyceae, Sphaeropleales, Selenastraceae. The coding region runs from base 1 to 903 and encodes 300 amino acids.